UCUGUUGAAUGGUUAACUUAGAUUCGAAACUUUUUUUUCAAACUUAUUGUGGUUUCGAUGACAAUACAACUAAUCACAAUUAACGAGUUAAUCUUAAUAAUAAUCAGUGUAAAUUAAUCAGUUCUCAGUGUAAUCAAACUACAAUUAACUAUAAAUCACCAAUAUCAUCAAAGUGAUAAUUGAAAAAAGUUUUUUUUUCUGUUCUGUUCAAAAAGCAACAAUCAACAAACAACCAAAUGGAUUAAAUUUUUAUAGAUUAAUUGAUUUGCCAAACAAUCAAAAAUGAUAAUUUAAUCAACUAAUCAGGAUUGAAUCUAAAUGACUAUGUUUUCAGUAUUGGAGCAAUUGUUUCACACGAAAUUAUCAGAUCAACGGUUUGUGUAACAAUUAGUAAAUUACUCCGAGUGAAUUACUAUCUCAUUGAAUGUGUAUCUCUGUGUGUUUGUUUAUCUGUGAUAAUAGUUUGUUUUUCACCUUUCAUUUGAUUUGUAAAUUGUCAACAAUCAAUAAAUACUAAUUAGAAAUGAUGGAAACAUCUUCAUUAACUCCUUUAUCAUCCAAACUAAAUCACAGUUUAACUGAUCAAUUGGUAUCACCUUCAAUCAGUUCAUCACUUUACCUUGUCCAUCAUCAUCAUCAUCAUCACAAUAAUAGCUCAUCAGAUUCUGGGAAAUCAGUGACACCAACAUCAGAACCUGAUAAAAAUGGUCAAUCAAUUGAAUGUGUAGUUUGUGGUGAUAAAUCAUCAGGUAAACACUAUGGUCAGUUUACCUGUGAAGGUUGUAAAUCAUUUUUCAAAAGGUCAGUUCGACGUAAUUUAACUUAUACUUGUCGAGGAAGUCGCAAUUGUCCAAUAGAUCAACACCAUCGUAAUCAGUGCCAAUAUUGUAGGCUAAAAAAGUGCCUAAAAAUGGGUAUGAGGAGAGAAGCUGUCCAAAGAGGACGAGUACCACCAAGUCAACACGUUCUACCAGGCCAAAUGACCCCAGCAUUGACCAACGGUGAAACGUUAAAUGGACACGCAUAUUUAUCAUCUUUCAUAACGUUACUGGUUCGCGCUGAUCCAUCAUCACAGUAUGUCCAGUACGCACAAACACCAAACAUGAUGACCAUGGAAUCAAUUAAUGACAUAGCCACUCGUCUAUUAAUCUCGGCCAUUGAUUGGGCUCGAAAUAUACCUUUUUUCCCUGACCUUCAAGUGACCGAUCAAGUUGCCCUUCUACGAGUUGUCUGGUCAGAAUUGUUUGUCCUUAACGCUUCCCAAUGCUCAAUUAAUGUGACGGUAGCCCCUUUACUAGCAGCCUCCUCAGUCCACGCCUCGACUCCAUUUGCAGCCGAUCGGGUGAUCACUUUCAUGGAUAAUAUCAGAAUCUUUCAGGAACAAGUAGAUAAACUCAAGUCACUUCAUGUAGACAGAGCUGAAUAUAGUUGUCUUAAAGCCAUUGUCCUUUUCUCAACAGAUGCUUGUGGCUUAACCGAUGUCAAUCAUAUUGAAAGUUUACAAGAAAAAUCUCAAUGUGCCCUCGAGGAAUAUUGUAGGACCACAUAUCCUAAUCAACCGACACGAUUUGGUAAAUUGUUACUUCGUUUACCAUCACUUCGGACAAUUAGUAGCCAAGUAAUCGAGCAGAUAUUUUUGUUUGGAGUGACGGCAAAAAUGCCGAUCGAUCAGCUCAUCAGAAACGCUCUGCUUAAUGAAAACAUCCCACCUCUUCAUUGGCCACCACCGGGCUAUUUGGCUUGUUAACAUAGACAAGAGUAGUGGUCAUCGUCGUCUUCAUCUUUAUCGUCACGAAGAAAAAAAUUUUAUAUCGAAUAGAACAAAAAAUUCGAUAUUUCCAUUAUUCCCACUGCUCUCUCCCUCUCAUCUCUCAUUUACAUCAGUACAAUUUGACUCCCACUCCCACCUUCUUCUUAACUCUCUCACCUCCUCCUCUUUCUUAUUGUCCACUCCCAACACCCACAUGGACAAUAGACAAUAAUGGAAAUGACAACAAAGAGAAGAAGAAAAAAUUUUUUUUCUCGAAUAAUUUUCACUAUUGUUAUGUCAUUUAGAAGGAGAAUGAUGAAAACAAACUGGACAUUGGUCAAGAUGAUGUUUACCUUUGAUAAUAGUGUUAAUAUCCCUCAUCCCCUUUUAGCAUCUUCCAAAGCAAUUGUUGAUUAUUUACUUAUAUUUUUUUUUUCUCUUCCUCAUCAUCAUCAGUUUCUCAUCUUCAUCAUCACCUUCAUCUUUUUUAGUAUUUUUUUGUCUCCAUUUUUUUUGCGUUCUCUCUCUCUCUCUCUCUCUCUCUCUCUCUCUCUCUCAUUUUCAUCAAUAUUAUCAUCCAUCGAGUGUAUAAAUUGUUUCAUAAUAAGUAAUUAUUGAAUAUAAACGUCAAUAUAACAAUUAAUAAUAAAUAAGAUUACGGCAACAAUUAAAAUUGUUUCAAUUU
Panonychus citri (citrus red mite) is the source of this 2435-nucleotide messenger RNA. Its product is annotated as steroid receptor seven-up, isoforms B/C-like. The transcript has 3 exons. Bases 524 to 1747 code for a protein of 407 amino acids. Gene Ontology annotation, molecular function: RNA polymerase II cis-regulatory region sequence-specific DNA binding; nuclear receptor activity; zinc ion binding. NCBI's taxonomy places the organism in Eukaryota, Metazoa, Arthropoda, Arachnida, Trombidiformes, Tetranychidae. Gene Ontology annotation, biological process: regulation of transcription by RNA polymerase II; anatomical structure development; cell differentiation. The record is from RefSeq and is a predicted model, not a curated record.